Diorhabda sublineata is the source of this 1780-nucleotide messenger RNA. RefSeq names its product probable tubulin polyglutamylase ttll-15 (gene TTLL15). NCBI's taxonomy places the organism in Eukaryota, Metazoa, Arthropoda, Insecta, Coleoptera, Chrysomelidae. The record is from RefSeq and is a predicted model, not a curated record. Bases 166 to 1710 code for a protein of 514 amino acids. The transcript has 7 exons. Gene Ontology annotation, biological process: protein modification process.
GUAGGUAACUAGGUUAAAUCGCUGAAGGCGAUGUAUGAACUCCCCUCUUCGCCGCGUAUCCAAGAAUACCGUUAUUCGAAUAAAAUUCCCAUCUUCAUAUGAUCUAUCUAAUCAAAGAUGAUCAUUUUAUUCUAUUGAAUAAUAUUCAAGUAUCUAGUAAGUGAUAUGAGUCUAGUCGAAAAAGAGAAUGAUGAUUUGCAGAUUUCGCAGCAAUCCAGGCCCCAGCAAAAACGGUCAAUAGAAAGUAACCUCGGGCAAUAUACAAUAUUAUCAGUAACAUUAGGCGGAGUGGCAAUUUUAACAGUGUUGGCCAUAACUGCUGAAGAAUGUCGACAAUGUUUUAUGAAAUCCGCCGAAUUUCAAGCACAGGAAAAAAUUCAAAAGAUAUUCUGGGCGUACGGUAAAAACCUCGAGGGUGGACAUUUGGAAGAAGUAUAUACAAUAUUAGAUCGAUUAGGAUACAAAAAAGAUGAUAAUUAUUCCGAUUGGGAUCUUUUGUGGGCCCAUGAUUAUCCUUUUACGGAGUUACGCUCUCAAUUAAUAAAAUUGAAGCCACAUCAAAAAGUUAAUCAUUUUCCCGGCAUCGGACAUAUAACAAAUAAAGUAACCCUCGCCACCAGCGGUUUAAAAUAUAUACCCCCAGCUUUCAAAUUACCAAUAGACAAAGAAAAAUUAUUAGAAUAUUCGAAAAAUCGUCCAAACAUAACAUUUGUACAGAAAGACAACGAUCAUAGGAAUAUUAAAAUUAGAAAAAUUUCCGACGUGGAUUUAGACCGAGAAGGAACUUUUCUACAAGAGUACAUAGAUAAACCGUUAUUAGUCAAUGGACAUAGAUUUGAUAUAGGUAUUUAUACGAUUAUCACAUCGGUGGAACCUCUAAGGAUAUACAUUUACAACGGAGAAGGGCUUUUAAGAUUUUGUCCUGAUAAAUAUUAUCCUUUCGAUUCGGAACUAGUGGAUAAAUACGUUGUGGGAGAUGAUUAUUUACCCGUAUGGGAAGUACCGGAUUUGGAUUAUUAUUACAACCAAUUGGGAUUCGGUAUGAAGGAUAGUUUAAACGCCUACCUCAAAGCUCAGGGUAAAGAUCCGAACGUCAUUUGGACGCAAAUAGAAGACGCCAUAAGGACCGUAGUUAUAGCGAAGGAACCCGCUAUUGUUGAUGUACUACAAAGGUACCAAACGAGAAAAAAUUUCUUCGAAUUGAUGAGGUUCGAUUUUUUGGUAGAUGAAAAUUUGAAAGUUUAUCUUCUGGAAGCUAAUAUGAGUCCCAAUCUAUCUUCUGCGCAUUAUCCCCCAAACAGACUUUUAUAUCAACAAGUUCUCUAUAACGUUUUGGGACUUGUAGGAAUAGGAGAAAGCAUUUACAAAAGUUCUCUAGCCGUAAGAUCGAAAUCUGAAGAAGAAAUGGUAGUGUCAGAUAAAACGUUGGCAGUUUUCCCUAAUGCUUGUAACAGUAAUACUUGCCGUUCUAGUUGUAUGUCAUUGGAAUGUCAAUUAUGUAAACCUUGCCUUUCUAAAGAAACUCGUCAAAAUUUAGUUGCUGCCGUCAAAGAACACCUUCACAAGUCAGAUUGUAAAAGGAUAUUCCCUCCAUCAAUGACCCAAGAAGAGGCAACGAAAGGAAUUGAUAUAGAUGAAUACUCUCCCAAAAAUAAGUUGCAGCACAAAUGGUUUCAAGGAAAAUGUAUAUUAGAUGUUUCGUGGUGUUAAUUAAAAACUAUUGUAAUGAAAUUCUUGUUUAUUAUUGUCUAAUAAAAUGGGGUCCUGACAAAAAUAAAAU